Molecule: messenger RNA, 696 nt
Organism: Saccostrea cuccullata (small rock oyster)
Lineage: Eukaryota; Metazoa; Mollusca; Bivalvia; Ostreida; Ostreidae
Exons: 1
Coding region: 1-696 (231 amino acids)
Biological process (GO): response to heat; protein refolding
Cellular component (GO): nucleus; cytoplasm
Source: RefSeq, a predicted model, not a curated record
AUGGAAUAUUUGCCAAUAACCUACAGCCCUCCUGGACCCGAGACCCCGCACAAUCCCACACCGAUCAGGGAUUUAUUGAAAUCAUUGCUACACGAAGAACUGGAAAGUCACAAACAAACGAAACAGAAACCCAUAAAAUGGAGCAAAUCAUUCCAACUCCAUCACCACUUCCACCCAGGUGAGGUUAAAGUCUUUAUUAAGGAUGGUAUCUUACGGGUUCAUGCGAAACACGUACGAGGAGAUGACGACGAAAACUUUGACAUUCGAGAAUCCAAGCGUUGUGUUGUUGUCCCUAGUGACGUCAACCGUAGUCAACUCCAUUGUUAUAGCCAUGGUCACCAGGUGAUCGUUGAAGCCCCCUUAAUAUCUAAAGAUGAAAAGAAUGAAGAGGAAGGGGAACAAGUUAAGGUGGAGGAGGCAGACGAGAUUCCCGAUGAGAACGAGACUUCCUGUUUCCGACAAGACAUAGAUCUGUCCGUCUUUAAAAGUGAUCACAUCACCGUACGGCGUCGAGAAAAUGACGUCACUAUCAGAGCUGACCACUGCCAGGAUGAGGACGGGGUUAAGGUGUCGCGAUCUUUCCAUCGUGAAUUCAAAAUUCCCCCAAACGCUGAUGCAGAGAAAUUGUGUUGUUAUCGAACCAAGAAGGGAAGCUUGGUUUUUAAAGCUCCACUCAACGCUGAAAACGAUGGAUGA